GUGCGUGGCCUUGUUACUGGGUCACUCACUUUAAUCAGGGCAGAAACUGAACUUUAGCCAAAGCAAAUCUAAUCAAAUUUGCGUAAACAUGGCUCAACCGUCUCCCUUUUUUGGGACAGGAUAAAGGUGGGGAAAAAAAGAAAAGAACGCGUUUCUUCGUUUGCCAUUUCUGUAUAAAAAUCUGUGCCGAGGGGAUGCUCGUCCAACCUGACUGAAACAGGAUUCUCUGGGAAUACCAAGCAGCUCCAUCAUGGUGCACAGAGUAGCAGUAAUCGGGGCAGGCCCGUCCGGUCUGGUCAGCAUAAAGGCAUGUUUGGACGAGGGCUUGGUGCCAACCUGUUUCGAAAGCAGUGAUGACAUGGGUGGACUCUGGAAGUUCAAGGAAGUGUCAGAGCCCAACAGGGCUAGCAUAUACCGCUCGCUUACCAUCAACAUCUCCAAAGAAAUGAUGUGUUACAGUGACUUUCCAAUUCCAGCUGAUUAUCCCAACUACAUGCACCACUCUAAAAUCCUAACCUACUUCAGGAUGUACGCAGAGCACUUUAAAUUACUGGAGCACAUUCAUUUCCAGACAUCAGUGAAGAGAGUCACACAAAGACCUGACUUUGCCCAAAGCGGCCAGUGGGAAGUGGUAACAGAAAACAGGGCUGGACUAGAAGAGAGGCACGUGUUCGAUGGCGUAAUCUGCUGCUCCGGCCACUACACCUAUCCCAAUCUGCCGCUCAAGGACUUCCCAGGAAUUGAGACAUUCGAAGGAAAGUACCUCCACAGCUGGGACUACAAGGGACCGGAGGACAUGUACGGGAAGAGAGUGUUGGUCAUCGGCAUCGGCAACUCGGGAGGCGACAUUGCAGUGGAGACGGGAAGAUUUGCAGAGCAGGUCCUUGUUGCUCUUGCUCUAUCGUUGCAGGAUGCUCCUCACGGGCAUGAGUGCGUACUGAGUUGCAUCUGGCUUGUCCUGCAGGUGUAUCUGAGCACCCGUCGCGGGGCCUGGGUCAUUCGUCAGGUUUCUGAUAACGGUCUGCCCGUGGACAUGAAGUACAACACUCGCUUUGUUCACAUCCUGUUUCAGCUGCUGCCCAUGAACUUCUUCAACUGGUUUGGGGAGAAGAAGCUCAACGCCAUGUAUGACCAUACCAUGUAUGCCCUCAAGCCCAAACACAGGCUCUUCAGUCAGAUACCGGUUAUUAACGACGACUUGCCCCUAAAGAUCCUAUCUGGAUCUGUCAUCGUCAAACCCAAUGUGAAGGAGAUCCGGGGCUCCACCGUGGUGUUCGAAGAUGGCAGCACGGUAGACAAGGUGGAUACGAUUGUGUUCGCCACAGGAUACAACUAUGACUUCCCUUACUUGCCGAGCAAUACCUUGUACAAGUCUGGGCAUCGCGUGGGUCUGUACAAGCAUGUUUUCCCUCCAAACCUGGAGCACCCCACCCUGGCUGUGGUGGGUUUCAUUCAUGCGCUUGGAGCCAUCAUGCCUCAAGCUGAAAUGCAGGCCCGCUGGGUCACACGCGUCUUCACAGGACAAAAAAAACUGCCCUCAAACCGGUCCAUGAUCAAGGCUGUCGAAAAGGACACCAAUGACAUUGAUAAAAACUAUAUUGUGUCAAAGCUGACACCCCUGCAGGUGGAUUUUGUUUCUUAUAUGGACGAAAUAGCCGGAGAAAUUGGGGUGCGGCCAAGUCUCCUCUGGCUCUUCUUCACAGACUACCCUCUGUUUAAGAAGGUUUUGUGGGGCCCUGUCUCUGCUUACCAGUAUCGGCUGAUGGGACCAGGGAAAUGGAACGGGGCCCGCAAGGCAAUCUUCACCCAGUUUGACCGCAUGUACCAGCCCCUUAAAACUAGAAAGGUGGUGGAACAGGAACCCUCUUUUACUGGCCGCCUGGUCAAACUGAGCCUUACCAUGAUGGCAGGAGGAGCCGCAGCAUAUUACUUUCAUACCCGCAACCCAGACACCAUCCCCAAACUUUUGUCCAACCUCCGUCCACAAACUGUUUGAUCUGGCCGGGUUGGUCACAACACAGAAAAGGCAAAUUAAUUAUCUGCUGUUUCUAGAUCUGUUCGAAAAUCUAGUUCAAUAUAAUCUUUUUUGCAUUGUGAUCUAUGACAUUGUUGCAGGGAUUAUUGUGAUGUUAUUAUGUGAAUCAGUUUCACGUAUACACAAAACAAACCCUUUGAAUGUUUUUUUAAAAUCAGUUUUAGAACUUUUAUUAGACGCAGUGGUGUCAUUGGCUAUGACGCCAGUCUAUAUUCUGCCUGGUUUUCUUUUCUCUCCUUUUCUUAGCCCCCAUCUUGCCACGUGUUUGGUUCACUUGACAGCUGAAUAGAUAAACGCCAAAUGAAAUUAAAGUACGCAAAGCCUAGAGUUUUAUCUAAGACACUAUGAAUGAAGCUAUCUCUCUUAUCUCAAUCUGGCCUCCCGAGAGCGGCCUUGCAGCUGCUACUCUGCAAACUUGCCCUGGAUGAAACUGCAGACCGACGCUUUGCCCCCCUCCCACCCCCUCCGUCUUCCCAAGCAGGAGUAUGGGCAUCACAAGGACAAAUUCCGUCUA
Molecule: messenger RNA, 2549 nt
Organism: Menidia menidia (Atlantic silverside)
Lineage: Eukaryota; Metazoa; Chordata; Actinopteri; Atheriniformes; Atherinopsidae
Source: the annotation of a GenBank genome assembly